Vicia villosa (hairy vetch) is the source of this 1803-nucleotide messenger RNA. Its product is annotated as amino acid permease 1-like. The record is from RefSeq and is a predicted model, not a curated record. Lineage: Eukaryota; Viridiplantae; Streptophyta; Magnoliopsida; Fabales; Fabaceae. The coding region runs from base 139 to 1566 and encodes 475 amino acids. Gene Ontology annotation, cellular component: plasma membrane. The transcript has 5 exons.
UUAUAUUUACUUCUUUCUCACACUAUAUUAUAUAUCACUGCACUCUUCACCAUCUUCAUCACACAUAUUUAACUCCAUUGUUACUUAUUCAUAUUUUCUUCUAUAUAGUAACAUUUUUAGAUUGUGUCAGGUUUCAAAAUGAAGAAAGAUAUCAUAGCUCUUGAAAAUGGUGUUGCAAAUGUUCCAAAUUCUCUUCUUGAUGAUGAUGGAAGACCCAAAAGAACUGGAACGGUAUUGACUGCGGCUGCACAUAUCAUAAAUGCGGUUAUUGGGACCGGCGUCCUCUCCUUACCAUGGGCCAUGUCCCAAAUGGGAUGGACCCUUGGAAUAUCAUGCAUUUUUGUCUUUUCUGGUGUUACACUCUUCACAUCAAAUCUUCUAGCUGAUUGUUAUCGAUCACCCGAUCCAGUUACCGGCAAAAGAAACACCACUUACAUGGAAGCUGUCAAAGUUCACUUAGGUGGAAAACAGUAUGUGUUUUGUGGUUUGGUUCAGUACAUUAACCUUUCUGGUUUCACAAUUGGUUUCAUCAUAACUACAUCUACAAGUAUAGUAACAAUAUUGAAAAACAAUUGCUACCGCAAGAAUGGGUUUGAAGCUUCAUGUCGUUUUUCUAAUAACCCAUACAUGAUUACUAUUGGACUAAUUGAAAUAGUAUUAUCUCAAAUUCCAAAUUUUCACAAGCUAUCUAUUCUCUCAGUCAUGGCAGCUACCAUGGCUUUUGGCUAUGCUUCCAUUGGAGUUGGACUUUCUCUUUCAACUUUAAUUCAAGGAAAUGGAAACAUAAAGAGUACAACAUUAUUUGCGGGAAACGACGAAAGUCGUAGUACAUCAGAUAUAGCAUGGAAUAUGCUGGUUGCAAUAGGAGACAUUGCACUCGCUAGUGCUUAUGCUCAAAUUGCAGUAGAUAUUCAAGAUAGUUUGAAAUCAUCACCACCAGAAAAUAAAACAAUGAAGAAAGCAAACGCACUUGCCUUAUUCAUUAUGACUAUUUUCUUUAUCUUGAAUGGAUGUGCUGGAUAUGCUGCAUUUGGUUCAAAUACUCCUGGUAACAUACUCAUGAGUUCCGGCUUUCGGAAACCUUUCUGGUUAUUGGAAUUGGCCAAUGUCUUCAUAGUUGUCCACCUAGUGGGAGCAUUUCAGGUACUAGUCCAACCUGUGUUUCGUAUAGUUGAAAUGAUGGCGGCGGAAAAGUGGCCAAACUCAAGUUUGGUAACAAGGGAGAUUCCUAUGAAUUUUGGCAAAACAAAAUACACUAUCAACUACUUUAGAUUACUUUGGAGGACAAUCUUUGUAAUAGUGGUAACUGUUUUAGCCAUGGCGAUGCCAUUUUUCAAUGCAAUGAUUGCCCUUCUUGGUGCUGUUGGAUUUUGGCCUUCAGUUGUUUAUUUUCCUGUGGAGAUGUAUAUAGUCAAACAAAACAUCAGAAAAGGAACAAUUCGUUGGAUUGGGCUUCAAACAUUGAGCAUUUUCUGUUUCAUUGUGUCAUUGGCUGCAACAGUUGGAGCUAUUCAUGGGUUGGGUGAAGGCAUUGGAAAAUACAAACCUUUUAUGUAUAAGGCCUAAUGGGGUUUAUUGGUAUAAUUAAUGUAUUAAAUGUGGGCUAAGAUAAUCAUUUAUCAUAUAAUUAUAUAAUAGCAUGAGUAUAAAACCUUGUAAACCAUAAUAUGGUUAUUGUCUGUGUCAUUUUGAUGACAUAUAUUUAAGACUAUGCUUAGGAAAUAAAUAACCAAAUGUGGAGGAAAAAAUACUUAUAAUGCAACUUAAAAUUAUGUUACAAAAUUUGACUUAGCUUAAUUUUUG